This is a messenger RNA of Papaver somniferum (opium poppy), 1023 nucleotides long. RefSeq names its product B3 domain-containing protein Os03g0120900-like. Lineage: Eukaryota; Viridiplantae; Streptophyta; Magnoliopsida; Ranunculales; Papaveraceae. Gene Ontology annotation, molecular function: DNA binding; DNA-binding transcription factor activity. The record is from RefSeq and is a predicted model, not a curated record. The coding region runs from base 1 to 1023 and encodes 340 amino acids. The transcript has a single exon.
AUGGCACACGAUAAUAGUUCCACAUGUAUUAGACAAAAUUUUACCUCUUCCACUUUUUCUCCUUCUUCUUCUAGGCACAAAGAUGUUGUUCGUGUUCAUUAUCAUGAAGCACUACAGCAGCAACGAAAUCACAAACUACUUUCGAAUAGUUCCGUAAGCGGAAUCAGUAAGAGCUGUGCUGUUGAAGGGGCUGAUCAUGAACAUAUUCAAAAACAAUACAUGUUUGAUAAAGUUGUAACACCAAGUGAUGUUGGUAGACUAAAUCGAUUAGUGAUACCUAAAUAUCAUGCAGAAAAGUAUUUCCCAUCAAAAUCUAAUAAUGAGAAGAGUUUACUAUUAAGUUUUGAAGAUAGAAAUGGUAAACCAUGGAGGUUUAGGUAUGCCUACUGGAAUAGCAGCCAAAGCUAUGUAAUGACUAAAGGUUGGUCUAAAUUUGUAAAAGAGAAAAGACUUGACGCUGGCGAUACUGUUUACUUCGGACGAGGAGCCGCAGAAUCAUAUAAAGAUCGAUAUUAUAUCGACUGGAAGCACAAACCUUACUCCCCGGGAGAUCUAUCUCUAUAUUAUCAUCAUCUUACCAACCCUCUUUCAAAUUUCUCAAGAAUGCAAACUUCGGGGGUUUCAUCACCUACACGUGAUCAUUUGCAGUUAAAUUAUGAUCGAAAGCAACAUCAUUCUUACCAGCAGCAGCUUCAAAAAAGAUUAUUACCAUCGACUAGUAUUGCUAGUUAUGGUAAUUGCAGUAAUAUUGUUUUAAGUAACAAUCCAGCAGGGUCAGGACCAGUCACAUAUGUGGGAUCAACAUCAUCAUCACCAACAGUACAUGAUUGCCAAGCUCACGAGCAUCAAUAUCAAAAAUCUGGUACUGCUAGGUUAAUGCAACAGAACUAUCCAGGAGGGCAUAAACAAAGUCACAUGGAAAUGAUUCUCAACUCAGUUCCGGUGGUCCAUGGUAAAGCUGCAACUAAGAGAGUUAGGUUGUUUGGAGUGAACUUGGAAUGUCUGGUAUCAGAAGAUGCUUAG